GACGCUUGAAAGUAAUGAUACUUCUGAUCGUUCAAGGGCGGCGCGUUUGAAUGAUCCGCCGUCCGAAAAUGACCAUCAUGAACAAGAGGAAAAUCCAGUUCAAUCAAGUGUCUUACAUUCAGAUAGGGAUCAUACAAAUCUUGUCGCAAACAAAGAAUCAAAUUCAGCACCGAUAACUUAUAAUAAACUACCACAAUUUAAAAUUACUACCAGACCCCCUUUCCCACCGACCAUUGAUCCUAAAGAUUUAGUUAAUGACCUAUUUAAAAGAAAGUCACAGCCACCAAAAAUGCUGAAUGAAUUUUUUAUCUAUCGUAAAGCCUUUGUUCAAGAACUCAAAAAACAAAGGCUGCGAGUAAAAAUGACGCUGGUGUCAUCUCAAGCGUCUAUUUAUUGGCAUCAAGAAACUUCACAAGUUAAAGAAGAAAGAAUGUAUAUGCAGGAAUAUAAAAAAAGACAACAACAAAUUUCAAAUCUUGCGGUAAAUUCAGCAAACACCUUUAAUACUUCGAUUUCUUCUGCAAUUUCCUCUACCUCUGCGACUUCUGCCUCGACCGCCCCUGCAUCAGACUCUAAGGAUGCUAAAUCUACUUUGGAAAUCAAUCCAUCAACUGCUAUGUUCAAUAAUACACUUGUGUCGACCGCGUCUGUCCAUCAUUUUUCAAAUGAUAACUACAUUUCAUAUGAUCCUUCAUUCGGGGCGAUCAACUUCGAUUACUCUCUAGGAAUAUCUGUUGAUAAUAUUUUAACACCUAUUGUACCUUCUCAAAGGGACCUGCCCGAUCCGACAGCGCCCACAACUCGGGAAACACAAGAACAAUAA
Molecule: messenger RNA, 823 nt
Organism: Dentiscutata erythropus
Lineage: Eukaryota; Fungi; Glomeromycota; Glomeromycetes; Diversisporales; Gigasporaceae
Source: the annotation of a GenBank genome assembly